Messenger RNA from Neopsephotus bourkii (Bourke's parrot), 11046 nucleotides. RefSeq names its product cadherin related 23 (gene CDH23). Gene Ontology annotation, cellular component: catenin complex; plasma membrane; cell-cell junction. Lineage: Eukaryota; Metazoa; Chordata; Aves; Psittaciformes; Psittacidae. The transcript has 68 exons. The record is from RefSeq and is a predicted model, not a curated record. The coding region runs from base 197 to 10273 and encodes 3358 amino acids. Gene Ontology annotation, molecular function: calcium ion binding; cadherin binding. Gene Ontology annotation, biological process: homophilic cell-cell adhesion.
GGUGCUGAAAUACCCGUUACCUGGGUAAGGGGCGCUGCGCCGCCCGCGUCAGCCGCCGCUCGGGCUCCUUCCCCACCCCUUCCUCCUCCUCCCGCGGCGGCUCACUCGGCUGGCAGGGCGGCGGGGGCCGGCAGCCACGGGGGGGCAUGAGGGACCGCCGCUGACACCGGGCACCGAGACCGCCGCCACAGGAGCCAUGAAGCGUCACCCUGCUGCCAGCAAUGUUCUGCUUCUCCUCUUCUUCCUGGAGCUGGUCUCUCUGGGUUGGGGCAAUCGGCUGCCGUACUUCAUAAACUACUUCUUUGACACCUACCUGCUGAUCAAUGAGGAUACUCCUGUGGGUUCCUCAGUAACCCAGCUGCUGGCUCGGGACCUGGACAACGAUCCGCUGGUCUUUGGUGUGGUUGGUGAGGAGGCCAGCCGGUUCUUCGCUGUGGAGAGCAUGACUGGUGUUGUCUGGCUCCGGCAGCCCUUGGACAGAGAGACUAAGUCAGAAUUCACGGUUGAAUUUUCUGUCAGUGACAGCCAAGGGGUGAUCAAAGGGACAGUCAACAUCCAAGUGGGAGAUGUGAAUGACAAUGCCCCACGGUUCCACAACCAGCCCUACAGUGUUCGCAUCCCGGAGAAUACACCUGUGGGCACUCCGAUUUUCAUAGUGAACGCCACAGAUCCAGAUCAGGGGGCAGGAGGCAGCGUGCUUUAUUCCUUCCAGCCUCCUUCUGAUUUCUUUGCCAUCGACAGUGGCCGUGGCAUCGUGUCGGUGAUACGGGAGCUGGACUAUGAAGUGACUCAGGCAUACCAGCUCCAGGUCAAUGCAACGGACCAAGAUAAAAACAAGCCACUGUCUACUCUGGUUAACCUGGCAAUCACCAUCACGGAUGUGCAGGACAUGGACCCCAUCUUCAUCAACCUGCCCUACAGCACGAACAUUUAUGAGAACUCACCUCCGGGUACCACCGUGCGGAUGAUAACAGCUAUAGACCAGGACAAGGGCCGUCCGCGGGGCAUCGGCUACACCAUUGUCUCAGGUAACACCAACAGCAUCUUUGCACUGGACUACAUCAGCGGGGCCUUAACCCUGAAUGGGCUGCUGGACCGGGAAAACCCCUUCUAUACUGCUGGGUUCAUCCUCACAGUGAAGGCAACAGAGCUGAACGAUGACCGCACACCCUCCAACGCCACUGUCACCACCACCUUCAACAUCCUAGUCAUCGACAUCAAUGACAAUGCGCCUGAGUUCAACAGCUCGGAGUACAGUGUGGCCAUCCCAGAGUUGGCCCAGGUGGGCUUUGCCCUUCCGCUCUUCAUCCAGGUGCAGGAUAAAGAUGAGGGACCCAACAGUGUUUUUGAGGUUUACUUGGUGGGCAACAACUCCAACCACUUCAUCAUCUCACCAACCUCCAUCCAGGGGAAGGCAGACAUCCGCGUCCGUGUGGCUGUGCCACUUGACUUUGAGACCAUUCCUCGCUAUGAAUUUUCGCUCUUCGCAAAUGAGAGCGUUCCAGACCAUGUUGGCUUCGCACGUGUGAAGAUUAACCUCAUCAACGAGAACGACAAUCGCCCCAUUUUCAGCAAGGCCCUGUACAAUGUCAGCCUGUUUGAGAACGCCACCGUGGGCACCACCGUCCUCCAGGUCCACGCAACUGACAAUGACGUGGGCACAUACGGGAAAGUCAGUUAUUUUUUCAGCGAUGACCCUGACCAUUUCUCACUGGACAAGGACACAGGCAUAAUCCUCCUGACAGCUCGGCUAGACUUUGAGACCAUGCAGCGCUACACCCUGACCGUCAUCGCCCGGGAUGGCGGUGGGGAGGAGACGACGGGACGCGUCAGGAUCAAUGUCCUUGAUGUUAAUGACAACGUCCCCACCUUCCAGAAGGAGGCAUACCUGGGGGCUCUGCGGGAGAACGAGCCCUCCGUCACCCAGGUGGUCCGGCUCCGGGCAUCUGAUGAAGACUCCCCUCCAAACAACCAGAUCACAUACAGCAUUGUGCAGGCAUCUGCCUUUCAAGAUUACUUUGACAUUACAGUGUCAGAAGGGUAUGGAGUGAUCAGCGUGAACCACCCCCUUGACUAUGAGCAGGUGGCCAAUGGGGUUAUUUACCUGACUGUGAUGGCCAAGGAUGCUGGGAACCCACCGCUCAACAGCACCGUCCCCGUCACCAUAGAGGUGUUUGAUGAAAAUGACAACCCCCCCACAUUCAGCAAGGCCUCCUACGUUAUAACCAUCAUGGAGGACAUUAUGGCAGGAGCCACGGUGCUGUUUCUCAAUGCCACUGACAUGGACCGGUCCAGGGAAUACGGGCAGGAGUCGAUCAUCUACUCCCUGGAGGGCUCCUCACAUUUUCGGAUCAAUGCUCGCUCAGGAGAAAUCACAACGACAUCUUUGCUGGACCGGGAGGCCAAAUCUGAAUACAUCCUCAUUGUCCGGGCAGUGGAUGGAGGCGUGGGCCACCAUCAGAAGACAGGCAUUGCUAUGGUAAACAUCACACUGCUGGAUAUCAAUGACAACUACCCCACGUGGAAGGAUGCGCCAUACUUCAUUAACCUGGUGGAAAUGACCCCCCCCAACUCGGACGUCACCACAGUGGUCGCUGUCGACCCGGACCUGGGGGAGAACGGCACAGUGGUGUACAGCAUCCGACCCCCCAACAAGUUCUACAGCAUCAACAGCACCACGGGCAAGAUCCGCACCACCGGUGUGCUACUGGACCGUGAGAACCCCAACGCCCAGGAGGCCCAGCUCAUGCGGAGGAUCGUGGUGUCAGUCACUGACUGCGGGAGGCCACCCUUGCGAGCUACCAGCAGCGCCACGGUUUUCGUCAACCUGCUGGACCUGAAUGACAAUGACCCCACUUUCCAAAACCUGCCCUUUGUUGCUGAGAUCGCUGAAGGCCUUCCUGCAGGCUCCUCUGUCUUCCAGGUAGUGGCCAUCGACCUGGACGAGGGUCCAAACGGACAGGUGACAUACCGCAUGCAGGUGGGGAUGCCCCGCAUGGAUUUCCUCAUCAACAGCACCAGCGGGCUCGUCACCACCACCACAGUGCUGGACAGGGAGAGGAUCGCUGAGUACUACCUGCGGGUGGUGGCCAGUGAUGCUGGUGUGCCCUCCAAGAGCUCCACCAGCACCCUGACUGUCAAAGUUCUGGACGUGAACGAUGAGAACCCCACCUUCUUCCCUGCCGUCUACAACGUGUCGUUGCCUGAAAAUGUGGCCCGGGAUUUCAAAGUGGUCCGGCUCAACUGCACGGAUGCUGACGCUGGGCUGAACGCUGAGCUCAGCUACUUCAUCACAGGUGGGAACCAGGAUGGCAAAUUCAGCGUUGGCUUCAGAGAUGGGGUGGUCAGGACAGUCGUGAGUCUGGACAGGGAGACUGUGGCAUCGUAUACACUGAUCGUGGAGGCCAUUGACAACGGCCCCACUGGGAACCGGCGCACUGGGACUGCCACGGUGUAUGUGACUGUCCUGGAUGUCAAUGACAACCGACCCAUCUUCCUUCAGAGCAGCUAUGAAGUCAGCGUCCCUGAGGACAUCCCAGCUGCCAGCAGUAUAGUGCAGGUGAAAGCCACAGAUGCGGAUGAAGGCAUUAACGGGAGAGUGUGGUACAGGAUUGUCAAGGGAAACGAGCACAACAACUUCCGUAUCAAUCCCAGCACGGGGUUGGUGAUGCGAGGAGUGCGGCACCUUGACAGGGAGCAGAACUCCUCUCACAUCCUGGAGGUGGAGGCCUACAACACAGAGCAGGGACCUAUGAGGAGCUCCGUGCGGGUGAUCAUCUACGUGGAAGAUGUCAAUGAUGAAGUGCCAGUCUUCACCCAGCGGCAGUACAACCGCCUGGGGCUGCGGGAGACAGCAGGGAUAGGGACUUCAGUGGCAGUGGUCCGGGCCACUGACCGAGACACAGGUAACGGUGGUCUGGUGAACUACAGAAUCCUGUCAGGGGCAGAAGGGAAGUUUGAGAUUGAUGAGAGCACUGGCCUCAUCACAACGAUCGAGUACCUGGACUAUGAGACCAAAACCAGUUACCUGAUGAAUGUCUCUGCCACGGACCAAGCACCUCCCUACAAUCAGGGCUUCUGCAGCGUGUACGUCAGCCUGCUGAAUGAGCUGGAUGAGGCUGUGCAGUUCUCUAACAGUAGCUAUGAGGCCGUGAUCAUGGAGAACAUCCCCUUAGGCUCUGAGGUGCUGCGGGUCCAUGCCCGCUCCAUUGACAACCUCAACCAGAUCACCUACAAGUUUGACCCCAAUACCAAUCCCCAGGCACUCUCCCUCUUCAAAAUCAAUGGGAUCACUGGUGUGAUCACGGUCAAAGGCCAGGUGGAUCGAGAGAAAGGGGAUUUCUACACCUUGACGGUGGUGGCUGAUGAUGGAGGACCAAAGAUUGACUCUACGGUGGUGACCAUCACGGUCCUGGAUGAGAACGAUAACAGCCCCCAGUUCGACAUCACCUCCGAUUCGUCCGUGAGCGUGGCAGAGGACAGUGCUGUUGGCAAGCGUGUGGCUCUGGUCCUUGCCCGUGACCCAGAUGCAGGCAGCAACGGGCAGGUGACUUUCUCGCUGGCUUCAGGGAACAUUGGCCAAGCUUUCGAGAUCCGUACCACCAACGGUACCUAUGGAGAGGUGUUUGUGGCACGGCCACUGGACCGGGAGCUGCUGGAUCACUACACCUUACGAAUCCAAGCCUCGGAUGGUGGUGUGCCUCCCCGGAGGAAGGAGCACACUCUGCGAGUGAGCAUCCUUGAUGUCAAUGACAACCCCCCUAUCAUCGACAGCCCCUUCGGCUACAAUGUGAGCGUGAGUGAGAAUGUUGGCGGUGGCACAGCAGUGGCCCAGGUACGUGCCACUGACCGGGACAUCGGCCUCAACAGUGUCCUCUCCUACUACAUCACCCAUGGGAAUGAGGACCUGACUUUCCGCAUGGACCGUGUCACCGGCGAGAUUGCCACCCGGCCCUCCCCACCAGACCGCGAGCGGCAGAGCUUCUACAGCCUGGUGGUCACUGUUGAGGACGAGGGCAACCCCUCCCUGUCGGCUACCACCACAGUGUACGUCACCGUCCUGGAUGAGAAUGACAACGCACCCACUUUCCAGCAGCAGCUGUAUGAGGUGACCCUUGAUGAAGGCCCUGCCACACUCAAUGCCACGCUCAUCACUGUGCAGGCUCUGGACCAGGAUGAAGGACCCAAUGGCACAGUUACAUACGCCAUCACUGAAGGCAACAUCUUGGGCACAUUCCACAUCGACAGUGCCACGGGGCAGAUUAGCACAGUGAAAGAGCUGGACUAUGAGAUCAGCCAUGGGCGCUACACCUUGAUUGUCACUGCCACUGACCAGUGCCCCAUCAUCUCACGACGGCUGACAUCGACCGCCACGGUGCUGGUGAACCUCAAUGACAUCAACGACAACUGUCCCACUUUCCCGCGGCCCUACGAGGGUCCCUUCGAUGUCACGGAGGGGCAGCCUGGCCCACGUGUCUGGACCUUCCUGGCCCACGACGGUGACUCGGGACCCAACGGGCAGGUGGAGUACAGCAUCAUCGCCGGGGACCCCCUCGGGGAGUUUGUAAUCUCCCCGGUGGAAGGGGAGCUGCGGGUGCGGAAGGAUGCUGAGCUGGACCGUGAGAACAUCCCCUUCUAUAACCUCACCAUUGCUGCCCGGGACCGGGGGGUGCCCCCCCUCAGCUCCACGAUCCUGGUGGGUGUCCGUGUGCUGGACAUCAAUGACAAUGAUCCUGUGCUCCUCAACCUCCCAAUGAACAUCACCCUCAGUGAGAACGCCCCUGUCUCCAGUUUCGUUACCCGCAUCCUUGCCCGGGAUGCAGACCAGGGGCCAAACGCUCUCCUGACCUUCGACAUAACAGCAGGCAACACAGAGAAUGCCUUCUACAUCAACAGCACUAGUGGCAUUGUGUAUGUAAACCGCCCACUGGACCGGGAGCAGGUGGCGGAGUACAGGCUGACCGUCACAGUGAAGGACAACCCUGAGAACAUACGCAAUGCCAGGCGGGAUUUUGACCUGCUGGUCAUUUCCAUAGCAGAUGAGAAUGACAACCGCCCUCUCUUCACCCAAAGCUCCUAUCAGGCCGAGGUGAUGGAGAACUCAUCCCCGGGGACUCUGAUCACGGUGCUCAAUGGACCCAUCCUAGCUCUGGACAGUGACCAAGGCAGCAACGCCAUAGUGACCUACCAGUUCUUGGAGGCAUCCCUAGACUUCUUUGUUAUUGACAACAGGACAGGUGUCAUUUCGGUGAAGCCCGGCAGUGUGAUAGACCGAGAGGCUUUACUGGACCCUUGCCUGGAGUACACGCUGGUAGCUCGUGAUGUAGGGGGGCUGAACAGCACCGCCAGCCUGGCAGUGACCAUCCUGGAUGACAAUGACAACCGCCCCAUUUUCCAGCCAGCAUCCAUCACGGCACGGCUGUUGGAGAACAGCCCCCCAGGCUUCUCUGUCCUCCAGGUGAUGGCAACGGAUGCUGACAGCGGCCUAAACCAGCAGCUGGAUUACCGGAUUGAAGGUGGUGGCCAAGACAAGUUCCUGAUUGACGCCACCACAGGAGUGAUCCGCGUGGCUAACAUCAGCAUCGAUCGGGAGGAGCGGGAUGCCUAUCGGUUGAUGGUGGUGGCUGUGGACCAGGGCACGCCAGCACUCUCAGGCACUGCCACUGUCAGCCUCUUCAUCGACGACGUCAACGACUGCCGUCCCGAAUUCAUCAACCCCAUCCAGACGGUUAGCAUCCCUGAGUCAGCCGCGCCUGGCACCGUGGUGGCUGAGAUGACUGCCAUUGACCGGGACCUCCACCCUCGCCUGGAGUACUACUUGCUGGAGAUCGUGGCCCGCGAUGACACAGAUGCAAUAGUGCCCGGACAGCAAGGAGUGUUUGCAGUGGAUUUUAGGACAGGAGCUGUGAAGAUCAAAAGUCCCCUCAACCGGGAACUGGUGGCCACCUACGAGAUCACCAUCUCUGUCCAUGACAAUGCCAGUGAAGUCAUCGACCGCUCAGUCAGCGUGCCCAAUGCCAAGCUGACAGUCAAUGUCUUGGAUGUCAAUGACAACACCCCCCGCUUCCGCCCCUUUGGCGUCACCUAUUUCACUGAGAAGAUCCUGGAGGGAGCCACAGAGGGCACCACGCUCAUCUCCAUCUCAGCAGUGGACCCGGACAAAGGUGCCAAUGGGCAGAUCACCUACGAGCUGCUGAACCUCUCCCCAGAAGGCUACGCUUGUCUUGAAGACCAGUCGGCAGGGAAGGUUGUGGCCAACAGGACGGUGGACUACGAGGAGGUGCAGUGGCUGAACUUCACUGUCCGAGCUUCUGACAACGGCUCUCCUCGCAGAUCUGCUGAGAUCCCUGUGUACCUCCAGAUAGUGGACAUCAAUGACAACAAUCCCAUUUUCAGCCAGCCGUCCUACCAGAAAGCUGUCUUUGAGGACGUGCCACUGGGUACAGUCAUCCUGACGGUCAAGGCCACAGAUGCAGAUUCUGGGCGGUUUGCUCUCAUCCAGUACAGCCUGGGAGACGGAGAGGGCAAGUUUGGGAUAAAUCCCAAUACGGGUGACAUCUACAUCCUGUCAGCCCUGGACCGGGAGAAGAAGGAUCACUACACGCUGACAGCUGUGGCCAGAGACAACCCUGGGGACAUCUCCAGUAACCGUCGGGAGAACUCUGUGCAGGUGCUGAUCACAGUCCUGGACAUCAAUGACUUCAGGCCCCAGUUCAGCAAGACCCAGUUCAGCACCAGCGUCUAUGAGAAUGAGCCAGCAGGGACAUCCGUGAUCACCAUGACUGCCACAGACCUGGAUGAAGGGGAUAACGGCAUCGUGACCUACAGCAUUGAGGGCCCCGGAGCUGAGGCUUUUAAGAUCAAUAAAGACUCCGGGCUUGUCACGUCCCGGCGACGCUUGAAGUCCUAUGAGAGGUUCAACCUGACCGUGGUGGCCACGGACAAGGGGCAUCCCCCUCUCUGGGGGACUACCAUGCUCCACAUUGAGGUCAUCGACAUCAAUGACAACCGUCCUGUCUUUGUCCGCCCACCCAACGGCACCAUCCUGCACAUCAAGGAGGAGAUCCCCCUGCGGUCCAAUGUCUACGAGGUCUACGCCACGGAUAAAGAUGAGGGCCUCAACGGAGAGGUGCUCUACAACCUGCUGAAAACUGGGGCAGGGAACAAAGACUGGGAGUAUUUCACCAUCGACUCGGUCAGCGGGCUGAUCCAAACGGCCAUGCGGCUGGACAGGGAGAAGCAGGCGGUGUACAACCUGAUCAUCGUGGCCUGCGACCAGGGACAGCCAGCCUACGAGACCAUGCAGCCCCUCCAGGUUGCGCUUGAUGACAUUGAUGACAACGAGCCCCUCUUCCUCAGGCCACCUAAGGACAGUCCCCAGUACCAGGUCCUCUCCGUCCCGGAGCACUCACUGCCAGGCACUGUGGUGGGGAACGUCACCGGGGCGGUGGAUGCAGAUGAGGGCUCCAAUGCCAUCGUCUACUACUUCAUAGCAGAUGGGAACCAGGAGAACAAUUUCCAGCUGAGCCGAGAGGGGAAGCUAAAGGUCUUGCAAGACCUGGACCGGGAGAAGGAGCCGUACUACUCCAUCAUCGUCAAAGCAUCCAGCCAGAGGAAUUGGACCCCUCCCCAAGGCCAGCAAGCAGGCAGAGCCCAGCUCUGGGAUCUUAGUGGGGAUCUGACCCUUCAGGAGGUGCGAAUUCUCCUGGAUGACAUCAAUGACCAAUCCCCUCAGUUCACCAAGUCAGAGUACACAGCGGGGGUUGCCACUGAUGCCAAGGUGGGAUCAGAGCUGAUCAGAGUGGUUGCAGUGGAUGCCGAUAUAGGCAAUAACAGCCUGGUCCUGUACAACAUCUUGGGCAUCCGCUACAUCAAGCAGCACUCCAAUGACUCUGAGGAGGUGGCCAACAUCUUCACCAUAGGAACCCUUGAUGGGAUCCUGCGAACCUUUGACCUCUUCACGGCUUACAACCCUGGCUACUUUGUGGUGGACAUCAUGGCCUCUGACCUGGUGGGCCACAACGACACAGCCAUUGUGGGGAUUUACAUCCUGCGAGACGACCAGCGGGUCAAGAUCAUUAUCAACGAGAUCCCAGACAAAGUCAGGCAGUUCGAGGAGGAGUUCAUCAGCCUGCUCUCCAACAUCACGGGUGCUAUUGUCAAUACAGAUGACGUGCAGUUCCAUGUUGACAAGAAAGGUCGGGUGAACUUCGCACAGACAGAGCUGCUGAUACAUGUGGUGAACAGGGAGACCAACCGCAUCCUGGACGUGGAGCGGGUGAUUCAGAUGAUAGAUGAGAACAAGGAGCAGCUGAGGAACCUCUUCAGGAACUACAAUGUAUUGGACGUGCAGCCCGCCAUCACUGCCCAGGCCCCAGAUGACCUCUCAGCUCUGCAGAUGGUGAUCAUUGUGCUGGCCAUCCUGCUCUUCCUGGCUGCCAUGCUCUUCAUCCUCAUGAACUGGUACUACCGGACAGUGCACAAAAGGAAAUUGAAAGCCAUAGUGGCUGGCUCCACUGGAAACAGAGGUUUCAUGGACAUCAUGGACAUGCCAAACACCAACAAGUACUCCUUUGAUGGGGCCAACCCGGUAUGGCUGGACCCCUUCUGCAGGAACAUGGAGCUGGCAGCACAGGCAGAGCACGAGGAUGACCUGCCGGAGAACCUGAGUGAGAUCACUGACCUCUGGAACAGCCCUGCCCGCACCCACGGGACCUUCGGGAGAGAGCCCUCUGCGGCCAAGCCCGAGGAUGACCGCUACCUGCGGGCAGCCAUCCAGGAGUACGACAACAUCGCCAAGCUGGGGCAGAUCAUGCGGGAAGGGCCCAUCAAGGGCUCUCUGUUGAAGGUGGUCCUGGAUGAUUACAUGCGCUUGAAAAAACUCUUUGCCCAGCGGAUGGUGCAUAAGGCCACCGCCAGUCAGGGGGACCGCUCCUCGGUCUCGGAGCUGAUCCAGAAGGAGCUGGAGGAGGAAGAGGAGGAGCGCAGCCCCAGCCAAGGCAGCCUCCGCUUCCGUCACAAGCAGCCGGUGGAGCUGAAAGGUCCUGAUGGCAUCCACGUGGUGCACGGCAGCACGGGCACACUGCUCGCCUCUGACCUCAACAGCCUACCCGAGGACGACCAGAAGGUGCUGGGUCGCUCGCUGGAGACUCUGACCACUGACUGCGGGGGCUACAGUGACCACAAUGCCCGCACCGAGUCGGCCAAGUCCACCCCCCUGCACAAGAUGCGGGAGGCGAUCAUGGAGAGCCCUCUGGAGAUCACUGAGUUAUGACGAGCAGUGCUGGUGGUGGUGCUCCUCUAGGCAAGCUGGGGCCGGCGGGGUUGAAGCACAGAUCAGGGGGUUGUGGUGAGGGCCAGGGGUACCCCAAGACCAGUGCUUGGCCCCCCCUUCCCCUGCACGAGUCCAGGCCAACCGGUGCACAUAGCUCCGGCAGCCUUGGAGAGCUUGGCCCCAGGAAAGGGCUCUCAGGACUGGUAUGCUUUUACUCGCCUGUCAUUUAUCCAUGAAAGCAUUAUUUUUUUUUAUUAUUUUUUCUUAUUAAAAAGGGGUUUUUUUAAGAAAAAAAAACAAAAAAAAAAGCAAAAUGAAUCCAAUGAGUCCAGGCUGGACAGGGGUGAAGGUGCAGCAAAGGUGCAGAUGAUGUGCCGCAUCCUCGGGUGCGGACUGGGGACAAGCAGCCAUCAUACCUCAACCACAGGCACAGGGAGGGCCAGGCAGCGUGAGGAGAGGCCAAGUCCAUUUGGCAUUAACGGCACCUUUCCAGCAAGGAAAGACCCAGAAAAAAACCCAAACCAAACCUGAAAACUUUUCUCCAUUUUGCUGGCUUUACCAAAACAUGUUGCGAUGUUGAAAGAGACUGACAAUAACUGGGGCUUCUGGAUGUGGAGUGCUCGUGCGUGUCUUUUCUUGCCCUUUUCUUUCCCCUUCUCUCUUUAUUUUGGGUUCAUUCGUUUGGGGAUUUGUUUCCAAUCGUAACCUUGUGGAGAGUUUCGGGCACGAUCUGUUACGGGACUCAGAAAUACACUGUCUAUGGCUUUGGGUAA